This is a messenger RNA of Desarmillaria tabescens, 705 nucleotides long. RefSeq names its product Gar1/Naf1 RNA binding region-domain-containing protein. The record is from RefSeq and is a predicted model, not a curated record. Gene Ontology annotation, cellular component: box H/ACA snoRNP complex. Gene Ontology annotation, biological process: ribosome biogenesis; snoRNA guided rRNA pseudouridine synthesis. Bases 1 to 705 code for a protein of 234 amino acids. The transcript is spliced from 4 exons. Lineage: Eukaryota; Fungi; Basidiomycota; Agaricomycetes; Agaricales; Physalacriaceae. Gene Ontology annotation, molecular function: box H/ACA snoRNA binding.
AUGUAUCGAGGCAAUUCAAGAGGCGGUUCUUCGCGAGGCGGUGCCCGGGGAGGUCGUGGGGGCGGCAGGGGCGGAUUCCAACAGAGGGACAUGGGGCCUCCAGAUACCGUCCUAGAAAUGGGGACCUUUGUGCAUGCCGUUGAAGAUGAAAUGCUCUGUUCUUCUCUUUUGCCCGACAAAGUGCCAUACUUCAAUGCUCCAAUUUACCUGCAAAAUAAAUCAGUCAUCGGAAAAGUUGACGAAAUUCUUGGCCCAAUAAACGAAGUCUACUUUUCCAUCAAAAUGGGCGAGGGCAUGGUUGCCAGCAGUUUUCAAAAGGGAGACAAGGUGUAUAUUGGCGGCGACAAACUUUUGCCUAUAGAGCGCUUUCUGCCCAAACCAAAAGUCGCAGGAGGUGCGCUGUCUUGUAUCAUCUAUUCUAAGGCUACUCAACAGGAAAAUGGGCUAAGUUGUCCAGUGGCUAAUAUCUCGCUAGAACGCGGUCGUGGUGGCCGAGGUGCAGGUGCCCCUCGAGGACGUGGAGCAGGCGGUGGUCGUGGUGGAUUCCAAUCACGAGGAGGCAGCCGUGGUCGGGGUGGCACGAGAGGUAGCUUUGGGGGAGGCGGUCGCGGUGGUCCACGGGGCGCCAGUCGGGGCGGCGCCGGCGCCGGUGGAUGGGGCGCCCGUGGCAGUGGUGGCGGUGGACGUGGAUUCCGUGGAUCAUAG